This is a messenger RNA of Labrus mixtus (cuckoo wrasse), 6105 nucleotides long. Its product is annotated as unconventional myosin-Va. Gene Ontology annotation, cellular component: actin cytoskeleton; myosin complex; cytoplasm. The coding region runs from base 143 to 5146 and encodes 1667 amino acids. Lineage: Eukaryota; Metazoa; Chordata; Actinopteri; Labriformes; Labridae. The record is from RefSeq and is a predicted model, not a curated record. Gene Ontology annotation, biological process: vesicle transport along actin filament; actin filament organization. The transcript has 35 exons. Gene Ontology annotation, molecular function: microfilament motor activity; ATP binding; actin filament binding.
AAGGACUGUCACCAGAGGACACAAAGUGGCUCUUCUAUGAAAGUGGAGGACAGGCUGUUCCUACACAGUGACAUGUAGAUAUUACCUCCCAUUGUUUUUCUUCAAUGAUGUUCCUCUGCAUACUUUAAAAUAGUCGAAAUAGAUGGCUUCACUGGAGCUAUACAGCAAGGGAUCCAGUGUCUGGAUUCCUGAACCAGAUGCAGUCUGGGUGUCAGCCCUGCUCCUGCAGGACUACAGUCCUGGAGAGAAACAUCUACAGCUGCAGCUCUCUGAUGGACAGGAGGUCCAGUACCCAGUGGGGUCCAUCUCAGAUCUUCCGCCUCUGGGGAACCCGGCCAUCCUGGAGGGGGAAAAUGAUCUCACAGCUCUCAGCUUCCUUCAUGAACCUGCUGUCCUGCACAACCUGCGGGUUCGAUUCCUGGACUACAGCAGCAUCUACACGUACUGUGGGAUUGUGUUAGUGGCUAUAAAUCCCUAUGACCAGCUCUCCAUAUAUGGAGAGGAGGUGAUCGAUGCUUACAGUGGUCAGGACAUGGGUGACAUGGAACCUCACAUCUUUUCUGUGGCUGAGGAAGCAUAUCGCACCAUGACCCGGGAGGAGAAAAACCAGUCUAUCAUCAUCAGUGGAGAGUCUGGCUCUGGGAAAACAGUCUCAGCCAAAUUCACCAUGAGAUACUUUGCCGUGGUUGGAGGAGCAUCACAGCAGACGAGUGUGGAGGAGAGGGUUCUGGCCUCAAACCCAAUAAUGGAGUCUAUAGGGAAUGCUAAAACCACUCGAAAUGACAACAGCAGUCGCUUUGGAAAAUACAUUGAGAUUGGCUUCGCCAGAAAAGGGGACAUUAUUGCUGCAAACAUGAGGACCUAUCUUCUGGAGAAGUCCAGGGUUGUUUUCCAAGCCUCUGCAGAGAGGAACUACCACAUAUUUUACCAGCUGUGUGCCUCCAGAGAGCUGCCUGAAAUGAGAUCCCUUAAACUAGAUGGGCCGGAGCGUUUUCGUUACACCAGUCAGGGAGGAGAGCUGCAGAUCCCUGGGACUGAUGAUUUGUCCGACCUGGAGCGCACCAGAAAUGCUUUCACCAUUCUGGGUGUGCAGCCUGACCAACAGAUGGAACUUUUCAGGAUCCUGUCAGCUGUUCUUCACCUGGGAAAUGUCAACGUCCAAGCCAGUGGGAGAAGUGCUGAGCGGAGUUACAUUGAUGCAGACGACCGCUCUCUGGCUGUCUUCUCCAAGCUGUUGGGAGUGGAGGGACCUCAGAUGGCCCACUGGCUGUGUCACCGCAGACUGGCUGUAGGGGGGGAGAUGCUGGUCAAACCCAUGACCGGUCAGCAGGCUCUGGAGGCCAGAGACGCACUGGCCAAACACAUCUAUGGCCAGCUGUUUACAUGGACUGUCCAGAGGCUCAACUCUGCUCUACGCACCCAGAGGGGAAAGACCAAGUCCUUCAUAGGGGUGCUGGACAUCUAUGGGUUUGAGACUUUUGACCGGAACAGUUUUGAGCAGUUUUGUAUAAAUUAUGCAAAUGAAAAGCUGCAACAGCAAUUCAACAGGCAUGUCUUCCACUUGGAGCAGGAGGAGUAUGUCCGUGAGGAGCUGGCGUGGAGCAGGAUUGAGUUCAGUGACAAUCAGCAGUGCAUCAACCUCAUAGAGGGACAACUGGGCCUGUUUGAUCUGUUAGAUGAGGAGUGCAGGAUGCCCAAAGGUUCAGAUGAGAGCUGGGUGAGGAAGCUGUAUGAUCAACACCUGACCAGCAAGCCCCACCCUCACUUCAGAAAACCUCGCAUGUCCAACAGCGCCUUCAUUGUUCUGCACUUUGCUGACACUGUGCAAUACGAGUGUGAUGGCUUUUUGGACAAGAACCGAGACACAGUGUUUGAGGAGCUCAUUAACAUUCUCAAAGCAAGUCAGUCGGAGCUGGUGGCUGAGUUGUUCCAGCAGCAGGGAAACAUGCCGUCUGUGGCUAAUGGAAGUGUUCGCUCAGGAAAAAGAGCCACGAGGGAGCACAAACUCACAGUGGGCUUCCAGUUCCGUCAGUCCCUUCAGAUGUUAAUGGAGACUCUGAACAACACCACUCCUCACUACGUCCGCUGUAUUAAACCCAACGACCUCAAGGAACCUUUUAUGUUUGACCCAAGGAGGACGGUCCAGCAGCUGAGAGCCUGUGGGGUGCUGGAGACAAUUCGCAUCAGUGCUGCAGGUUAUCCAUCCAGGUGGACUUAUGAGGAGUUCUUCAGUAGGUACCGUCUCCUUCUCCCAGGUCCUCAGAGCCCGGAUCAAGCCCAAGCCGCGUGCAGACAGGCUCUACCUGAGCUCAUCCCAGACAAUGACCAAUACUGCUUUGGAAAAACGAAAGUGUUUUUCCGGGCCGGACAGGUGGCUCUGCUCGAGAGGCUGAGAGCUGAGAGGCUGCGUCUUGCUGCUGUGAUCAUCCAGAGCCGGGUCAGAGGAUGGCUGGCAAAGAUUCAAUACAUCAGGACCUGCUGGGCAACUGUCACUAUACAGAGAUACUGCAGAGGAGCCCUGGCCAGACAACUGGCCCUGACUCUGCGCUACAGCAAGGCUGCUUUAGUCAUCCAGAAGACUUACCGCAUGGUCGUGGUCAGACAGUUGUUCCUCAUGAUCCGACAGGCCACCAUCACCAUCCAGGCCUUCACCAGGGGCACGCUGACUCGGCGCACAUUUAGACAGCUGCUGGUGGAGAGGGCCACCGUUUUGCUCCAGGCGAGAGUGCGUGGCUGGCUUGCGAGGAGGGCGUACAGGCGAAUACAUGCAGCAGUUUUGUUCACGCAGUGCUGUGUGCGACGCCGAGCGGCCCGGAGAGAACUGCUGAAGCUUAAGACAGAGGCCCGCUCAGUGGAGAGAUACAGAGAGCUCAAUAAAGGCAUGGAGGUCAAACUGAUGCAGCUGCAACUGAAAGCAGACCAUGAGGCAAGGGAGAGUGCAGCUUUGAGAGAGACGCUGCACACAGAGCGAGAGGCCAGCGGUCAUGAGCUGGAGGCUUUGAGGGUCACAAUACAGAAGCUGGAGAGCCAGAGGCAGGAAAAGGUGCAGCCCAGCCCCGUUAUCAGCGAGAAGGAGCUGGGGGAAAGGAGGAGAGCAGAGGAGAAGGCUGCUCAGGAGAUCCUUCAGCUCAGACAAGAGCUGCAAGUGCUGCAGAAAGAAAAAGACAGUUUCUACAAAGAGAGAGAGGAUCUCUCAGCUCGCUUGCUUGAACAAGGAAAAGCACAAGAAGAGUGUGCACAGGAGACCAUGGCUAAGGCAAGUGCUGCUCUGAGGGCAGAGCUGGAUGAGGAGAGGAGAAAGUAUCAAGGUCUCCUUAGAGAUUUCACCCGACUGGAGCAGAGAUAUGACAACCUCAGGGAAAUGAGUCUGCUCACUGAGCGUACCAAAGGCCACAGAAGGACAGACUCCACCCAAAGUCUUAGCCUGGAGCCUCUCUCUCCCUCCCCCAUCCCGCUUUCCCCCCAGUCUCUCACCCCACUCUCCCUGUCACCCUUCCCAUCUGCUUUCUCUUCUCCAGAGACGGUCCGCAGGGUCAGCGUGACGUCUCCCUCCUUGGAUAGGAAAUUGUCAAUGUGGAGCUCUGAAACGCCAAUGGACCAGCUGAUGGAGAGGAUGGAUGUAGCCAAAGACCCAGCAGUGAAGAUGAAGGCGGAGGACCUGGCUCAUGCUUACGAUGCAGUACGAGUGGCCAACAAGUUUCUGGAGAGCCAGCUGCGUGGUCAGUACAGUCAGUGGGAGGGGGAUCUGGAGGCUCUGAGGUUCCAGCUCGGUCAGGCGAUCUCUGGUUCUUCCUCCACUGCAGCAAGACAGGAUGUGCAGGAACUACUUGAGGCCAGAGAACAAGAGUGUGUCAGGUUGAGGAGAGAGUUGAAGGAGCUGAAAAACACAACCUCACUCACAAGGCUCCUGGCACAAGUUCUCCCGUCGUCUUUAACUUUGGAAGCCUCUCCCUCUCCCUCUCCAUCUCCAUCUCGACCAAAGCCAGCAUCAGUCACUGGUUUGUUGGAGUGUAGAAAGAAAGAUGAAAACAAGCUCAUCAAACACCUUAUCACAGACAUCCGUGUUGACAGCGCCCUGUCUCUGCCUCCUGGCCUUCCUGCCAGAGUGCUCUUCCUGUGUGUUCGUCAUGCCGGCUGCAGUGGAGACCAGACUCAGGCUCGCUCGCUGUGCAGCGCUGCUGUCACUGCUAUGAAGGCAGCUCUGAAGAAACAUAGUAAUGAUGUUGACAUGUCAGCUUUGUGGUUGAAAAACGCUUGUCUGUUGCAUGACCUGUUGACCCAGCACUCCCCAAAACAGACCCUCGACUCAGAUGAUCUGGUUCCAUUGAGUAUGGAUCUUUCUGACUUGAUCCGCGCUCUGAGUGACCUCUGCAUCCAGGCAUAUCAACAGCUCCUCUCCAUCACUGAGAAACGUCUACAGAACAUCAUAGUCCCUGCUAUGUUGGAGAGCGAGACCAUCCCCGGUUUGUCGGCCUCAGCUGUAAAGUUGGUGACGUCCAGAAAGCGAGCAGGAUCAGACCCGAGGCCUGUAGGAGGCGAUGUUCCAACUAUGGCGUCGGUGCUGCGGGAGCUGGGUGCCCUUCACACAGCUCUGACCCAUCAGGCUCUGCCCCUGACUCAGAUAGAGCAGGCCUUUCACCAGCUCACCUACUUCAUCUCAGCCUCGGCACUCAACAGCCUGCUACUCAGGAAGGACAUGUGUUGCUGGAGUCGUGGCAUGCAAAUUCGCUACAAUGUGAGCCUGCUGGAGGAAUGGCUACGGAGCCGGGGUCUGCAGGCAGGGGGUGCUGUUGCCACACUGGAGCCCCUCAUCCAGGCCGUUCAGCUGUUGCAGGCCGGGAAAAAGACCGAGGUGGAUGCAAAGGCCAUUGUACAGACCUGUACUGCUCUAUCCAGCCAGAAGAUUGUGAAGAUUCUGACCCUCUACACCCCCCACAGUGACCUUGAUGAAAGAGUCACACUUAAUUUCAUCCGCACUGUCCAGGGCCUCCUUAAAGACCGCUCUGACGGUCAGCCGCCACAGCUCCUGAUGGAUGUUAGGCGAGUGUUUCCUGUCACAUUUCCCUACUCGCCUCCCCCCGCCCUCCAUUCUGAGCAGUUAGUCAUCCCAGACUCCCUCAAGAUAUCUUUUCUACGCAGAGCCUGAAGAACAGCAUGUCCAGCCUAUUAAGCUGGGUCUCUAUGGAGAAAAUAUAUUACAUUUUAUAUUAUAAAUAACUCCAGAUUUAAUUAAUCCUUAUCUCUCUGAUAUCACUUCCUUCAGUCCUUAUGAGUAACGUUUGUUGUCAAGUUUUUUUUUUUUUUUUUCAAAUAAUUUUUUAAUUUAAAUAUUUGUGAAGAUAUACUGAAAAUUUUAACCUUUGAAGUUUUUUCUUUAAAAUAAAAGGAAGUACAUAUUCAAAUACAUUUAAGUUAGGGAUGGCACAAUAGCAGCUAUACCUGAAUGCAGUUUGACAAACAAGAAAACACCUUAGGCUUGUUUUUGUUUUUUUUAAACAUAUUUUAUUGGAAGCAGAAACACAAUGAGACUGCAGUCCCAGUAACCUCGACCUCCAAUAAGAACAACCAGAAUAAAAAAAAAACUCAAAAAUUAGAAACAUCUCCUGUAUAAAAAAAUUCUCAUGCGAGUACUUUGUACCACUACACAUCAUAAGUCAUACAUAUUUAUAUAUUCACAAACAUUUGAAAAAUAGAAAACAAUAAUGUAAUAUCAAAAUAAAAGGAGACAACAAUUGGCAGUUCACAUCAAAUAAUUAUGCGUGCUGGCACAAUACAUUUUUUUCUUCUCUUUUUUUCUUUUUUUUUUAAUUGCUCCUCUCAUGCACCUUUUCUGGAGAACAGAACGGGUGUCGCUGUGCAGGCGUGUCUGUGUCAGACCUGGUCAGCUAGACAGAAUGGAUCAUGCAUGUCUGUCCGCUUCGUGUCUGUGUGCUUUUCAUUGUGCUUCUACAUUUAUCCUCAUUCUUAACUCCUGUGUGCAUUCAACAUGCCUGUCUAACACAACCAACACGCAAACUGAGCCUCUGAAGGAGGAGGAAAUCCCUCCACUAAAGUAUCAUUGUCAACAGCAAUAAAGAAAGAUCUUUUUCUUGGCAUUUCCAGCUA